Messenger RNA from Alexandromys fortis (reed vole), 3138 nucleotides. RefSeq names its product C-C motif chemokine ligand 25 (gene Ccl25). Gene Ontology annotation, cellular component: extracellular region. Bases 580 to 1170 code for a protein of 196 amino acids. The record is from RefSeq and is a predicted model, not a curated record. Gene Ontology annotation, molecular function: chemokine activity. Lineage: Eukaryota; Metazoa; Chordata; Mammalia; Rodentia; Cricetidae. Gene Ontology annotation, biological process: immune response. The transcript has 6 exons.
AUGUAUAUAUAUAUUUAUGUAGGAGCGAGUAUAUUUAAGGCUAAAACAGAGCAAGAGAAAAGCAUUUCAGCUCCUUGGUUCAGUGGGGAAAGGCACCCGCCGCCAGGCCUGACGACCUGAGUUCCAUCCCUAGAACCCACAUGAUGAAAGGAGAUAACAGAUCAUUGCCCUCUGACCCCACAGGUAUGCCAUGGUGCAUGUGUGUGCCUCCGCCCAUGUACAAAAUAGUAAAAAAGCUAGAAGUAAUAAAGCAAUUUAAAAGCCAGUUAAUUAUAAAGGAAGGUAUCUAUGAGGAUGGUGAUAAAAAGCUGUUAAGGGAGCGGACUGGGGACAUGUUGGACCCCAUAUAAUAAGGUAGUGGGAGGAGAUGCUGGUUGAGAGGCCUGGAUAAAGUGGAGGCAACCUCAAGGUUCAUGAAACAGGUAACCCGGAGGGACAGAUGCAAAUUAGGGCUUGGUCUAUCUGUGGGAAGGAGAAGCCCAGCAGAAGUCUCACAGAACAGGUGGGGAGGGGGAGGAGCAGCAGGAGGGAGGGAGGAAGGGAGGGAGGGAGGGAGGGAGAGAAGCGAGGGGGCAGGUCAUGCAGGGUGGGGCUCUGACUAUAAAGGAUGAAGCCAGUCCAUUGAUUCCACACGGGCAGUACACCCUAGAAGCAGGUGCAAGCUCUCCGGAUCACACCGGCACUGGUGGCCCCACUCAACCUUCCAGCAGCUGGAGAAGAGAUCUAGUCUGCACCAUGAAACUCUGGCUCUUUGCCUGCCUGCUCGCCUGCUUUGUUGGGGCCUGGGUGCCUGUUGCCCAUGCCCAAGGUGCCUUUGAAGACUGCUGCCUGGGUUACCAAUCCAAUCUCAGAUGGAGUAUUCUCAAGCGUGCUAAGUGUUAUCGCAAGCAGGAAGUGAGUGGGAGCUGCAAUCUUCCAGCUGUGAUAUUCUACUUCCGCCAGAAAGGCCCGGUGUGUGCGAACCCGGAGGAUAAGGACGUGAAGAGGAUCUUGUUGCCUAGGAACAAGCCAGUUGGCAGUCCCAAGAAGUGCACCCCAGGUUCUCAUACUGAAAGAAAGAAGUCAAAUCAUGCAAAGUCCAAGUUAGGGAACCUCAGAAUUACCAGCAGGAGGAAUGCCACCCUAGGCCGGCCUAGGGUGGUGAGGAUGACCAGAAAGAUCACCCAUUAAGUUACUCAGAGUGAGCACCGUCUGGAGAAUGAGAGGAGUCCCCUGAAGUGCUGUCUUCAGGGCAUGACAUGACCACUGAACUCAUCAACUCACAGGAGCUACAGUUACCUGUACUUGACUGGACCCAGCAACGUUUCAGCAUGGACGAGAGAGGGAUUUCUGGAGCCCUACCCCAUGCCGAGGAGCUAUUGGCUGUUGAUGAUUGCUGGGGGAAGGGUGUCUUUUUUCCCAGAAGUGUUGCCAUAGUCCAGUGUACAAUCCCCCCACCCAUGCUCAUACAAGCAACCCUAAUCAAAUGCAGUGAGUCACACACAAAGGAAAAGAGGGACAAAAGCAGGGGCAGGGCUUGCUAGGAAGAAAGCAUUCAAAAGGACCGAGGGGACUAGAGGAGGAUGUGUGUGACAAUGGUCAAAAUGCCUAUAUUUGUGAAAUGGUCAAAGAAUUAAAAAUAAAAAAUGUAAAAGCCAUUAAAAACUAAUUACUUGAGCCGGGUGGUGAUGGCAAAUGCCUUUAAUCUCAACACUUGAGAGACAGAGGAAGGCAGAUCUCAGUGAGUUCCAGGACAGCCAGGGCAAUACAGAGAAACCCUAUCUCAAACAACAACAACCACCUAAUUACUCACAGUGAUGUCUGGUAUGUAGAAUGCUCUCAGGAAGUUAAUGCCAGUAUUUCAGAUUUACCUGCUAUAAAUCAGGGUUCCUGUGACCCCUAUUUUAUUCAGUCAAUUUUGCUAGGUGAUCAGUUCCCAGGAGUCAGGGAAUCACUUUUCUUAUAUUUCUUGAUUAUUCUAUAGGAUGUUAUAAAGGCUAUGGAUGAUCUAGGGUUGGUGUUGCUGAAGGAGUCUGUCUUAGUUGGGGUUUCUACUGCUGUGAAGAGAUACCAUGACUAUGGCAACUCUUAUAUAGAAAAUCAUUUAAUUAGGUGGCUUACAGUUCAGAGAUUUAGUUCAUUGUCAUCAUGGCAGGACAUGGCAGCAUGCAGGCAGAUGUGGUGCUGGAGAAGGAGCUGAGAAUGAGGAAGCUACAUCUUGAUCUCAAAGGCAAUAGGCAGUGAGCUGUCUCACUGGGUGUAGCUUCAGCAUAUAUGAGACCUCAAAGCCCACUCCCACAGGGAUACACCUCCUCCAACAAGGCCACACCUCCUAAUAGUGCCUUUCCCUAUGAGCUUAUAAGGUCCAAUUGCAUUCAAACUACCACAGAGUCUAGGUGGGAUAAUCACAAGCUUCAGGCCAAUCUGGGUUAUAGUGCAAGUUUGAGGCUAGCGUGGGAUACAUAGCAAGGCUCUGUCUCAAAAUACAAACAAACAACAAAUAAAUAAAAACUAAACCAAAACAGGACUGAGGAGAUGACUCAGCGUUAAAGAAUUUGCUAUGCAAGUGUGAGGGUCUGAGUUCAAAUCCCCAGAAACAAGUAAAAUUGGAUGUGAUAGUGUGUGUUUGUAAGCCCAGAGCUCCGGUAGUAAGAUGGGAGACAGGAGAUGCCCCUGGAAGAUGAGCUAUGGCUAUAAUCAGCAGCGAGCAACAGACUCUGUUUCAAGCAAGGUGUGAGAUGAGGGUUGACAUCUGAUUCUGUCCUCUAACUUCCAUAUUCAUCCUGGGGGGAUGGUUCUUGAGAUUCAGAAAGUCCCUGAAACUUACCCGGUGACAAGGCCUCUUCCUCGCAGAGCUUAUACAAGCAACAGUAAGGACUGCUGAGGAGAGGAGACUCUCCAACUUGAGAGUUGUGCAGGGAGUGCUGGGAUUGCAGAAGCUUUUGUGAAUCUGCACUCGGGCCAGGAUGGGUUUUCAGUGAUAUAACUGCCUUUGAGCCAUACAAAGUAAGUAAGCCCCCACUCAUGGUCCUUUAAGUAAGCCCCCACUCAUGGUCCUGUAAGUAAGCCCCCACUCAUGGUCCUGUAAGUAAGCCCUCACUCAUGGUCCUGUAAGUAAGCCCCCACUUAUGAUCCUGUAAGUAAGCCCCCACUUAUGGU